AUGAGCGUCGAUUUGAAUACUAGGAAGCUGGAAAAGCAAGUGAAAGAGAGAUUGUUUGAGCAACUCAACCAAUGCACGAGGCAAGAUCCAAUUUUGUUACUGAUCCAACCAUCUCUGGUCCCCUACAUCAAUGCGCUGUGUACUUUCAGCGAGCUGACGAAGCAUACACGAGUGAAUGUGAUCAUGACGCUCGACGAGAGCUGCCUAGGUAAUCUUCUAAGCAUGGACGUCGGGCUUACAAAGCUGGUUGUGCUGCUGGACGUGCGCUCAGACUUAAAGGUGCCGGACCAACUGCAUGAGAUUAUAAGGGGGCUUUCGCUGCGCAAGCUGGAUGUGAUCUCUGCGUCGUGGAAAGAGCACACCGAGAUUGAGGAAGCCAAGGUGUUUCCGGACUACCUGCAGCUGCAGCUUGACGAGGUGGCUUUGCGUGUCCACAAAUGGUGCAUGCUGCCGGUAUGUUACCUCGACGACGACUUUCUGAACUGCAAUGUGCUCAUGACCAGCGAUGGCCAGAAUCUGUAUUAUCCGGCCACGCCGUCGCUUGCGGGAACCACGCGGAACGUGCUCGUGAACCACUUGAAAGAAAGUCUGGUGUCGCUUUGCCUGGAGAACGACAUAACCAUUACGCAUUCGGUUGCCCUCGGCCCCAAUUCCAAGAGGCUUGUCGACGCUCUGCAGACAGACCUGCGUGACCUGGUGACCCAGGAGGCUCAGGCGCAGCAGAAGGUGCUCUACGGCAAGCGCCACAGCGGGCUCCAGACGGACCUAAUUGUCUUCGAGCGUCAGAUUGAUAACAUGACCCCGCUGCUAUCGCAGCUUACAUACGUGGGGAUGCUGAACGACGUGUUCACGUUUACUGCGGACUCGAAGCUACAGGACCUGCGUGUAGGCGACGUGCUGGAGAACCCGGAGGACCAGCGAGCAGUGCACCUCGACUACAAAGAGGACGGCGUGUGGAAUGAGCUCAAGUAUGUCAACUUCGGGGCCGUCGGGACAAAGCUCAACACCUGGGCCAAGGAGCUGAAGGGCCAGUACGACGCGCGACACCAGGUGGAGACCGUCGGCGAGAUCAAGCGCUUCGUCAGCGGGCUCGGCGACCUGCAGCAACGCCAGAAGCUGCUCAAGCUGCACACGGGCAUCUCGAGCAAGAUAAUGGAGCACGUCAACCACGGCGCCAUCUUCCAGCAGCUGAUCGAGACCGAGCAGGACUUCUGCAUGAACAACCUCGACAACCGCGCCAGCUGCGAGCGCAUCCUGGACCUCAUGUACUCCGGCGCCCCGAAGGACGUCGUGCUGCGCCUGUGCUGCCUCCUCUCGCUGACCAAGAACGGUAUCCGCGACCGCGAGUUCCUCACGCUCAAAACAGAGAUCCUCGACGCCUUCGGCGUCGAGGUGCUGCCCGAGCUCGAGCGCCUCACCGCGCACGGGCUCUUCCUCAGCAAGACCGUCUUCCCCGCGCGCUCCGCCGUCAAGGACUUCCAGACCCUCGCCGCCUGGUACGACCUCUGCCCGCAGCUCGACCGCCCCAUCGACCCGCUCGACCCCCGCGAGCCCACCUUCACGCUCUGCGGCGUCAUCCCCCUCUCCGUGCGCAUCCUGCAGUCCCUCUACGACCGCUCCGUCGCCCUCCAGCACUACUCCUCCCAGCAGCCCUUCGUCAUCUCCCGCGCGCCCUCGCUCGCCCGCCUCGAGCCGCUCUUCGCCGCCCAAUACGGCCGCGACACCGCCCACCAGCGCGUCUGGGACCGCUCCGCAGACCCCGCCACCAUCGCCGUCGGCGCGCCUGGCCGCGCCCCGGACCUCGCCCUGCUUGUCUUUGUCGGCGGCGUCACCCCCGCAGAGCUCGCCACCGUCGCCUUCCUCCAGCGCGCCCUGCGCGCCAAGAACGUCCGCAAGCGCUUUGUCGUGCUCGCGGACGGCCUCCUGCGCGCGGCGCCCCCCGUCUGA
This is a messenger RNA of Eremothecium gossypii ATCC 10895, 1947 nucleotides long. RefSeq names its product tethering complex ATP-binding subunit VPS33 (gene VPS33). Gene Ontology annotation, cellular component: fungal-type vacuole; CORVET complex. The record is from RefSeq and is marked provisional. The coding region runs from base 1 to 1947 and encodes 648 amino acids. NCBI's taxonomy places the organism in Eukaryota, Fungi, Ascomycota, Saccharomycetes, Saccharomycetales, Saccharomycetaceae. The transcript has a single exon. Gene Ontology annotation, biological process: intracellular protein transport; vesicle-mediated transport.